Molecule: messenger RNA, 1443 nt
Organism: Dujonia railenensis
Lineage: Eukaryota; Fungi; Ascomycota; Pichiomycetes; Serinales; Debaryomycetaceae
Source: the annotation of a GenBank genome assembly
AUGGCCUCUCGUCAAUCCAAAUUGGAAGCAGAGCGUAUGGCAAUCAUGCACCAGUCGCAACCUUCAAUUCCUGCCCGUGGCAGAAGCACAUCCCCUGGAAGAGCUAGGGGUAUCAACAGCUCUAGAUCACCAUUGAGGUCUGACGGUGACUUGAAAUGGUCUAUCACCAACCAUGACCCACUGGAAAGACUAGAGAAUGUGGAACAUGAUGCAGAAGUCUCCGAAGAAGAACAUAUAAGUGAUGAUGACGAGAAUGAGAAAUUCCAAUACGAUGACACUGGGAAUAUCUUACCCAACUAUGCCUGUGGAGACGAAAAGAUUGACGAAAUUCUGAACAUAUUAGAAUCGUCUAACCUUAACGAUCAAGAAACUGUGAAGAGAUUGGAGGAAUUAACUGCCGGGGAAAGAGCUUUGGCCAACGCCAGCAGCGUAGGUAUCCAAGUUGGGGAGGAUUACAAGAAGAGAUUGGUUACAGACAAGCAAGAGUUGACUGGGCUGAACGAGUUGGACUUGCUGACAUCAGACCAAGACGCCCUUCGUAGAAAGAAUAAAUUAGAAGCUUAUUCUUCUUAUAGAAGGAAGAUCAUUGACAAGGAAAAUGAUUUAUCUCCACAGGCUACUAGAAGCACCAUUAGCCCGCCUCCCCAGUUGACUCCACAGUCUUCUAACUCUAAUGGUGUAGAAUCAACACCGUCCGCUGAAGUGAAAGAAGGAGGUGCCGUAGACGGCUCUAACGAGGAAUUUAUGAUUCCCUACACUUCUGCGGUAGAAGAUAAGCUUGAUUCAGAAUUUGCAUACCAGCUCAACGAGACAAUCAGAGAAGGUGAGAUUGAUUCCAAUAAGGCACAAUCUCGAAUCAUUCAAACCAUUACUAGAGGUAACUUUUUUCAAUUGAUUAACCCUGAAGUCAAGCCCAAGAUGUUUUUGGUGUGUAUGGAUUUUUCCCCUGAAUCUAUUUUUGCUUUAGAGUGGUGUUUGGGGACUGUUUUGGUUGAUGGAUCAGUUUUGUUUAUUGUAUGUGUAAUUGAAGAGACUGAUGCUAACCAUAUCUUAAAGGGUAAUAGCGCAAACGAAGCACAAAGAGAACAGGCUAGGUUGAAUAUGUUAAACAAGGCCAAACAACAGGUAUUGAAUUUACUUAAGUUGACAAAAUUACAGAUCCAUAUCGUCAUUGAGAUUAUUCAUCACCCUAUUCCAAGACAUUUGAUUUUAGAAUUCAUUGAUAAUUUGCAGCCUACUUUGGUUGUAGUGGGGUCCAAGGGACAAUCAGCAAUCAAGGGUGUGUUGUUAGGUUCUCUAUCCAAUUAUUUGGUCACUAAGCUGUCUGUACCGGUUAUGGUGGUUAGAGAAAAGCUCAAGAAGAUCAAUAGAUUCAAGAAUGGAUCUUCAGUAUUUUCAAAUAACAUUAAGCCUUUGACUUUAUCUGAGGCAAGAGUUGAUUAA